Molecule: messenger RNA, 2566 nt
Organism: Phascolarctos cinereus (koala)
Lineage: Eukaryota; Metazoa; Chordata; Mammalia; Diprotodontia; Phascolarctidae
Gene: HCCS
Product: holocytochrome c synthase
Biological process (GO): cytochrome c-heme linkage
Cellular component (GO): mitochondrion
Molecular function (GO): holocytochrome-c synthase activity
Source: RefSeq, a predicted model, not a curated record
GAGGGCGGGGCCUGGGACACGGAGGAGAAGGAGGGGAAGGGAAGGGAGAGCGCCGGAGGCGGCUCAGGGUCAAGAGGGGCACUGGGCUGCAGCCGCUGCGGCCGGCCAGGCCCGGGACAGAUUUUAUGUAGGAUAGAUUGUGGAUGAAAAGGGGAUCUUCUGAAGGACAUCGUUAAAAGUGAAUUGUCCCGAGUUGUCCAAAAGGUGAUUCAGACCAUGGGUAUGUCCACAUCCACUCCUGCUGUUGCAGUGCAGGUCUCAACUGCUUCACAACAUCAGGCAGGCCCUCCUCCUUCAGGAUGCCCGAUGCAUGAAAGAAAAGAAAAAGGUUGUCCAUUGAAUGUAAACCCAUCUGACAAAACUUGUGAAAGUCAAUCUAACUCAGUACCUGCACAUCAGGAUCGAGCCUAUGAAUAUGUGGAAUGUCCUGUAACAUCAGCUGCCUAUCAAAAUAAAGAUAACAUUGAUCCUUCAAACAUGAUGCCACCGCCUAAUCAGACACCAUCCCCUGGUCAGCCGUUUGCACUAUCAACUGUUAGGGAAGAGUCAUCGAUUCCUAGGGCAGAUUCAGAAAAAAAGUGGGUUUACCCUUCAGAACAGAUGUUUUGGAAUGCCAUGUUAAGAAAAGGGUGGAAGUGGAAAGAUGAUGACAUCAGUCAGAAAGAUAUGUAUAAUAUUAUUAAGAUUCAUAAUCAGAAUAACGAACAGGCUUGGAAAGAGAUCUUAAAGUGGGAAGCUCUUCAUGCUGUUGAGUGCCCAUGUGGGCCAACACUGAUCCGGUUUGGAGGUAAAGCUAAGGAAUAUUCACCAAGAGCUAGAAUUCGCUCAUGGAUGGGAUUUCAGUCUGGAUGUUUGGAGCAUGUUGACUUGGAGUUAUGGGGAGAAAUUUUGAUAGAAAUCUCCUUCAGAAAUUUGGAAAGAUAUGAAUUGCCUUUUGACAGACAUGACUGGAUUGUUAAUCGUUGUGGAACGGAAGUUAGAUAUGUUAUUGAUUAUUAUGAUGGUGGAGAAGUGAAUAAGGACUAUCAGUUUACCAUCUUGGAUGUCCGUCCUGCUUUUGAUUCUCUUACAGCUGUUUGGGACAGAAUGAAGGUAGCUUGGUGGCGCUGGACUUCAUAACUAUUGUUUUAUUUUCCUUUAAGAAAGAAAACUGUUAUUUCUUUUAAAGAGACACAUUAAACUAUUUUCUCAAUUUGUUGUUGAAUUGAUGUGGUAUGUGAUUUAAAUCCAUAAUAAUGUUUAUGUUGAUUAAUAGUUACGCAAUUCAUUUGUGAACUCACAUGCUACCUUGCAAUGACAAAAAUUAUGUGAAGGUUUCUGCUAUCUAGUUUGCAUUUCCCUCAUCUUGUUCCCAUUAGGACUUCAAUAUCUCAAAGGCAUUGCAUUAUAAAAUUAAUGAGAUUAUAUAAAACAUUUAACUCUUGUUUUUUUAAAAAAAGUAAAUUUUUUAUUUAGCUUUGUUUUAUUUUUAAGUACUUGAAAGUAGAUGUGUGAAAACUAAACUUGAUGUUUGCUUCUUACCCACUAUAUUAAUUGCCUAGGAAAUUGACAUAAGUUUUUGUAUGACAGGUAAUUUUUUGAAGAUAAAAUAUAGCAUAAUGAUUGCUGCAUAUUAAGACUAUGCUGGAAACAUAUUUAGUAUAGUUAAAUCAGUUUUGUACCUCCACAUUUUCAUUUAGAUUUAACUUUCUUACAAAAGUGAUGUGAAUUAUAAAAUGGUUCAGUGAUAGAAAUCUUAUGGAUCAUGUAAAACAGUUUCUAGUAUAAUAUACUAACUUUGAAAUUUGACAGACCAUGUUUUAAGGACUUUUUCACACUAUUAAAAGCAUGACUUAAUAAUGCAUGAAGAGCUUCUCCCCUUUAAGGCAAGUUUAAUAGGCAUGUUUUAUACUUAGAUUAGAUACACAAAAUGUUAAAUUCUUUUAUCAUAUUCAUACUGGUUUUGUGGGGAUUUUUAUUCUUUUCAUAAUAGUCCUUAAGAUAAUUUGUUUCAUAAAAAAUAAAAUUAAUAGUGAAUUUUUUGUUCUUCUAGGAAGAUUUUUUUUUGGUUGAUGAUUUGAAUAGGCCUGGUAAUAUUUGAUGCAGGAGGCAGUGUGGUGGGUCCAUAGCGUGCUAGACUUGAAAUCAAACCCUGCCUCUGCCACUUCCUACUGCAUUGCUUUAGUCUGAAUUUUCUUAGGUAUAAAAUGGGUACUGGUACCUGCGGUACCUCCCUGGAGAAACAGUUUGGUAUUUAGCUGCAGCACCAGCCAUGUGGAGUAAAGACAACUUGGAUCAAGAUCUGUUUCUAACCCAUACUAGCUCUGUGAUCAUGGUUAUGUUACUUAAACUUAGUGUUCCAGACAACUCUUUAAAACUGAAGUUACAGAUGAGCUGCUAAUUUGCAUCAUUGAAUGAACCUUUUACACUAGGUGCUUCCCACUGGGUUGAAAUCACAGGUCCAGACAUAGGGUUAUUGUGAGGCUAAAAUUAGAUAAUGUACAUAAAAUUCCUUGAAAACUUUUAAGUACUAAGUCUAUUGUUAUUAAUUGGUUAAGCACUUAGUAAAAAUUAAGUUUUUAAUGAA